AUGAACUUCGAACAGUACGACUCGUCCGAGUAUUCGCUUAAUUCUCCGUCUUCUUCGUCGGGUACCGACCAAAGAUUACAUUCAUACAGCAGUUUUGAAUCAAACCAGACUUCGUCCGGUACAGACCAAAGAUUAGGUUCAUACAGCAGCUUUGAAUCAAACCAGGGUUCGUCAUUCUUGUCGCCACUAUCUCAAUUGGUAUCACAUAAGAAAAGGGCAGGAAGAAAGAAGUUUAAGGAAACUAGACACCCAAUUUAUAGAGGAGUACGGGAGAGGAAGAAUGAAAAAUGGGUUUGUGAAGUUAGAGAACCAGGUAAUAGCAAAACAAGAAUUUGGCUUGGAACUCAUAAUUCUCCUGAAAUGGCAGCUAGAGCUUAUGAUGUCGCUGCAAUAGCUCUUAGAGGUGAAUCGACUCCAUUGAAUUUUGAAGAUUCAUUGUGGCGUUUACCUCGUGCCAAGUCAUCCUCUGCCAAAGACAUUCAAUCUGCUAUUGCUGAAUCUGAUCAAGCUUUACUAUCUACUGAGUCACAACCGCGGGUGGAAAAUAAUGUUGAAGAAAUUCAAGAAAGUUCUUCGAGAGGGACGUUUUUGGAUGAAGAAGCGUUGUUUAAUAUGCCGUCACUAAUGGCCAGCAUGGCAGAAGGAAUGCUACUUGAUCCACCACAGGAAGGUUACUUUUUUGACGACGUGGAAUGCAGCGUGGACUGCAGCAGUUUGUGGAGUGACUAA
Messenger RNA from Papaver somniferum (opium poppy), 729 nucleotides. Its product is annotated as dehydration-responsive element-binding protein 1A-like. The transcript is spliced from 2 exons. Gene Ontology annotation, molecular function: DNA-binding transcription factor activity; DNA binding. Gene Ontology annotation, biological process: regulation of DNA-templated transcription. The record is from RefSeq and is a predicted model, not a curated record. Bases 1 to 729 code for a protein of 242 amino acids. NCBI's taxonomy places the organism in Eukaryota, Viridiplantae, Streptophyta, Magnoliopsida, Ranunculales, Papaveraceae.